GGGAGCAGGAGCUGACCGGCUCCUCUUCUUCCCCCUUUCUUCUCCCUCGCCCCGACCGCAACCCUAAUUCCAAGCCUCGCCGCAAAUCCCCUCCCGAUCUCUCUAAUUGAUGUGUCGAUCCGCCUAAUCCCCGCCUCUUACGUGCUCACCCGUUAAUUUGUCGGAUCGGUCGAGGAUCGGAGGGUCGGGAGGAGGCUUGCCCGCCGCGAGCGAUGCCGUCGUACGCGGAUCUGGACCGCCAGAUCGAGCACCUGAGGGAGUGCAAGUUCCUGCCGGAGGCGGAGGUGAAAGCCCUCUGCGAGCAGGCGCGGACCAUCCUCGUGGAGGAGUGGAACGUGCAGUCGGUGAAGUGCCCCGUCACGGUUUGCGGGGACAUCCAUGGGCAGUUCCACGACCUUAUCGAGCUGUUCCGGAUCGGUGGCGACGCGCCGGACACCAAUUACCUCUUCAUGGGCGAUUAUGUAGAUCGUGGUUAUUAUUCUGUUGAGACGGUCACCCUUUUAGUUGCCUUGAAAGUUCGUUACAGAGAUAGGAUUACAAUUCUUAGAGGAAAUCAUGAGAGCCGGCAAAUAACUCAAGUAUAUGGCUUUUAUGAUGAAUGCUUGAGAAAGUAUGGAAAUGCAAAUGUGUGGAAGUACUUUACCGACCUGUUUGAUUAUUUACCUCUUACAGCUCUUAUUGAGAAUCAGAUAUUCUGUUUGCAUGGUGGUCUCUCCCCAUCCUUGGAUACAUUAGAUAAUAUCCGCGCUCUUAAUCGUAUUCAGGAGGUUCCACAUGAAGGUCCUAUGUGUGAUCUUCUUUGGUCUGAUCCAGAUGACAGAUGUGGGUGGGGAAUAUCACCAAGAGGAGCAGGAUACACUUUCGGGCAAGAUAUUGCUCAACAAUUUAAUCAUACAAAUGGUCUCACACUGGUAGCCCGAGCUCACCAACUUGUUAUGGAAGGUUACAAUUGGUGUCAGGAUAAGAAUGUUGUUACGGUAUUUAGUGCACCAAACUAUUGUUAUCGUUGUGGUAAUAUGGCAGCCAUAAUGGAGAUUGGAGAGAACAUGGAACAGAACUUCCUUCAGUUUGAUCCGGCACCACGACAGAUUGAACCUGAAACUACCCGGAGAACUCCUGACUACUUUUUGUAAUGUUGAUAACCCUCACCUUGCACUGUUUGUCUACCACAAGCUUGUUCUGCAGAUGUGUAACUAGAAGAGAGUUUCAGUAGUUGAAGAGACCAUCAUCAUUCUUUUGCUUGGGCUUUUAGCUGCUGCUACUGCUGCCGAUUGCAGGACAGACUCAAGGUGCUCCUGCCGUGCAUUGUUGUUGUCUUUGGAAAGAAUCGAGGAAGCAGCAAGAAGCAUGAUUCUCAUGUUUUAUGCACGUUUCCGUUUGGAAAAAAAACGCGGACGGUAUGGUUGCUUGCGCUUGUUUGAUUAUGAGAUUUUUGAUGGACUUUUCACUGUGUGUUGUUCUAUUAAAUUUCUUCACAUCAAAAGACAAAUCACUCAAAAUUUCAGUAAUAGCAGAAUUUCACUGUAAGAUUGUGGUUCUCUA
Molecule: messenger RNA, 1542 nt
Organism: Musa acuminata AAA Group (dessert banana)
Lineage: Eukaryota; Viridiplantae; Streptophyta; Magnoliopsida; Zingiberales; Musaceae
Product: serine/threonine-protein phosphatase PP2A-1 catalytic subunit
Exons: 6
Coding region: 213-1133 (306 amino acids)
Biological process (GO): mitotic cell cycle
Cellular component (GO): cytosol; nucleus
Molecular function (GO): protein serine/threonine phosphatase activity
Source: RefSeq, a predicted model, not a curated record